This is a messenger RNA of Striga hermonthica, 1011 nucleotides long. The record is from the annotation of a GenBank genome assembly. NCBI's taxonomy places the organism in Eukaryota, Viridiplantae, Streptophyta, Magnoliopsida, Lamiales, Orobanchaceae.
AUGGAUGAAAUAUUGUGUGAGCUUGAGAGAGAGGAAUUGAAUGAGCAAGGGCUGCCACCUGGCUUUAGGUUUCACCCAACUGAUGAAGAGCUCAUCACUUUUUACUUGGCCUCUAAGGUCUUCAAUGGCUCCUUCUCUGGUGUGGACAUUGCUGAGGUGGACCUCAACAGAUGUGAACCUUGGGAACUUCCUGAGUCUGCAAAAAUGGGGGAGAGGGAGUGGUAUUUCUUCAGCCUACGGGACAGGAAGUACCCGACCGGGCUUCGAACGAAUCGGGCCACGGGUGCCGGUUAUUGGAAGGCGACCGGGAAAGACCGGGAAGUCGUUAGCGCGUCGAGCGGUGGGCUUCUCGGGAUGAAGAAAACCCUUGUUUUCUACAAAGGGCGGGCCCCGCGCGGGGAGAAGACCAAAUGGGUCAUGCACGAGUAUCGACUCGAAGGCGACUUCUCGUGUCGCCACACGGGCAAGGAAGAGUGGGUGAUAUGCAGAAUUUUCCACAAGAUAGGUGACAAGAAAAGUCCAACAAUUUUUCAAGGCCUAAACUACUUUAUAACCAACAACACAAGCUCAAACUCACUGCCCCCAUUGCUUGAGCCACCACCAACCCAAGCUCAAAUUCAAGACUACAACAACCCACCAAUACUUCAAACCCUAAACCAAAACCCUUUCCUAUUUAACUCCCAAGAAAAUCAGUAUUCUGACUUGAAAACUCUAAUCAACCCGCUCGUCUCGCAGUGCGACCCUUUCGGACCAAAUAAUCUCGCACGGCCCGCCGUCCCGUUUAAUAACGUAAUCCUUUCCAAGCCUUCACUCUCGACCCAAGACUUCACCUUUAAGGAGCUGAGCAAUGCCAUUUCCAAACAGUGCAAGAAAGAGGCCGACAUCGACAGUGGGGUCCACAUCCCGUUUCUAUUCGGGCCGGGCUGUGAUGCUGCUGUGGGGAGUGCAGGUUUUGUCGACGAUCAUCAUCAUGUGAUGCUGACCGAGCCCGGUGGUUUGAAGUGGUGGUAG